CAACGACUGCUUAUCUAUCACCGAUCGUUACACGAUCGUCAUAGAAACAUAAACAAGAUGGCGACUACUUUGACUAUUUUGUGAUGCGAAACAAUUUUGCUCCGAAACAUAAUGGCUCAAACGGAAGACCUGCAGUGUAAGCCUACCCAGCUCAGUAGAAGAUGGAUUUGGAAAGACGACACAAACACACUGGAACCAAUAAGCACUGUUCCUGGAAGCAUUGAUAAAGGUGCAAACUUUCAUCUUGCUGCUAACAAAUCAAAAAGAAGCAAAGGAGGCUUAGGAAUACACUUUCAGGACCUGAACAAAAAAAAUGAUAGGGGUACACCAUCUGUCAUGUCGAAAAACUAUGGGGCUACAGGAGCAACAUCUCGUCGUGGCCAAGCAUACCUGAUGGUACAAAGAGCUGGUAACAUGAAAGGUUCCUCUCCACGACCCAGUGUCAAGGCAGCUGCAGCCAAUGAACAUGCAACUGUAACACUAGAUGAUGUAAAGAGUGUUGCAUUAGAUUCCAUGCCAGAUGUUGACCUCCUUCCUCCUGCAUUUCAGGAAUGUUACAGCUCUGAACAAUUUGAUGAAUUUCAACUGGCCAUUUUGAAUUACUUUGAUGCAUUCUUUGAGAGGAUGGCUAUUGAAAAUAAACCGAAACCAAUGGCAGUUGAACCAAGUCUAGCUGAGAGAAAAGCUCUGGCAACAGCUGUUGCCAAACAAGAAUCAGCACAGAGACUUCUAGGGCAAUGUUACUGUACACUUGUGCUUGGGCUUGGACUGGAAGAUAAACAUCACAUGGGCUGUGGCAGACAACGCAGCUCAGACACAAGCAGAGACAGGGAACUGUAUGAGGCUUUUUAUCCAUUUUCUGCAUUUGUGACCUACAUUGCAUUUAGACGACAACAUUUGGAUUUAAUACAAAAAGAACUGGGAAGUCAACGAUCGCCUGUGCUGGUGUCUCUGUUACCGACCUCACAGGAAGCAAGUCCAUGGUUUCUUGAUCGCACCAAAGCUCUUCCCUUGUCGGAAAAUGAGAUACCACAUGAGGAAGAAAAGCUGGGCCUUGUCCUCCAACCCAAAGUUGGUAUCAUCGGAGAACCCAUGUCCGGUUUUAAUCCGUUGACCUUGGCACCGUUUGGUGAGGAACAUGAGGAGGAGACUGGAGACGAGGCGGCAUCAAGAAGAAGUUCCAUACCAAGUGAAGCACCAGUCACCCCCAAUCAGGGAACAACCAGCGUCGUAGAAGAAGGAGAAUCCGCUGAACAGGAGGAAUGACACAAACAUCAACAAGUCAGAUUGUCAUACAAAAAAGUGCACACGUUUUGUCAGACACAUCAUUGUAUAUAAAUUGUACAGAUUACCAAUUUUGCAAUGUAUUUGAUAAAAGGUAUGAAUUCUCCUAAAUGACUUAAGUCGCUCUUCCCAUUCCGCCGGCCGAGUCAAGGAGUCCACCCUCUUCCCUCCCCUGGGGAGUAAAAGUUAUGACACCUUGUUUAUUGAACAUGACUUGACUUUUUUUCGUCGUUGUUGUUGCCCCAAACGCAGGUGCUUCCAAUUACAACAAACCAAUAAUUUUGCAAUUCAUUGCCUGCUUGAUUCUCGGCAUCACGUUGUGAGUUGAAGAUUUUUUUUUCUUUUUGCAAUUAAAAUGAAUCAUUUCUAACCAGCAGCCUUUCAGAAAGUCUGUUUGAACAGAUGUCGAGCUGUUCAUUGUCUCUCUUUCUUCUACUGAUAAAUCUCAACAAACUUAUUUGUUGUAGCGAAUUUAUUAUUAGCGCGAGAUCGGUAGUUAUUUGUGGAUCAAAGCGAACAUAAAAGACGCAGAGAAUUUACAAUAACAGAUUGAAACUAAAGAGAAAAAAAAAAACUUACUUGGGAAUGGAAUGGCUUCCUUUUGCAGCAAAACAGAAAAGUCGGCAUCCAAAAUGUGUACGAAUUUAGCCGUUGAUGUCUCGAAACAAAUUUUCUUUGAUCUCUAUUGUAAUAGUUUCCACAGGACAUUACUUACACAAGUCUAUCGAGAAAAGAUAUUUAUUACAGUUUUUAUAUAUUGUUCUUUCCGUUGGCACUUGAGCUUCCUGUUGAUUCUGGGGCUGAUUGAAACAAAAAAUGAAUGUAAGAUCGAAACGAAAACUAUCAUGCACUUGAGUUUCCAAAGCUUAUUCGCUAGGUUGGAGUCAAACAAGACAACUAGAAAUUAGUUAUUUUCUGCAAGAGGAAGAAGAUCAACUUAUUUUAAUAUAAGGAUUAUAAAUGUUUGAAAAUUUUUGAAAAAAGUUUUCAAGUGUAGUGCUUGUUAGUAAGUUAUCCCUCCUUGAAGUUUCCUACAGAGUUCACAAGAUGUGAGUUAAAGAAUAAAGCAUACUAGAGCUGCAG
Molecule: messenger RNA, 2367 nt
Organism: Stylophora pistillata
Lineage: Eukaryota; Metazoa; Cnidaria; Anthozoa; Scleractinia; Pocilloporidae
Product: protein phosphatase 1 regulatory subunit 36
Biological process (GO): negative regulation of phosphatase activity
Molecular function (GO): phosphatase binding
Source: RefSeq, a predicted model, not a curated record